Histoplasma mississippiense is the source of this 177-nucleotide messenger RNA. RefSeq lists its product with no specific name. The coding region runs from base 1 to 177 and encodes 58 amino acids. The transcript has a single exon. The record is from RefSeq and is a predicted model, not a curated record. NCBI's taxonomy places the organism in Eukaryota, Fungi, Ascomycota, Eurotiomycetes, Onygenales, Ajellomycetaceae.
AUGGCCUCAGCAGGGGCUCAUCCGCAUGGCAUGGAACACAGUCGCGCGAACUCCACGGGUUCUUCUCGUGGGCUGGAGAGUCUGGAAAAUGAACGGUGUCUACUCCCCAGCCAGAUUCGCUUGGCGCCGAUUGAAAAUCCCUGUGUGUUCAGCAACAACAAUAAUAGUAAUGAGUGA